This is a messenger RNA of Ichthyophthirius multifiliis, 498 nucleotides long. RefSeq names its product protein kinase domain protein. Gene Ontology annotation, molecular function: ATP binding; protein kinase activity. Gene Ontology annotation, biological process: protein phosphorylation. The transcript has 5 exons. The record is from RefSeq and is a predicted model, not a curated record. NCBI's taxonomy places the organism in Eukaryota, Ciliophora, Oligohymenophorea, Hymenostomatida.
AUGUCAAAAGAUAUAGCAAAUGGAAUGAUUUAUCUUCAUAAUUUAACUCCUCCUAUAAUACAUAGAGAUUUAAAAUCUUUAAAUUUACUUUUGGAUGUUCCUUUUAAUGAAGACUCUUUUAAUUAUAAUAUUAAAAUUGCUGAUUUCGGACUUUCGAGAACUUAAUCUUAAGAUCCUAUGACUUCUGUAUUGGGAACAUUUCAUUGGAUGGCUCCUGAAGUUUUUGAAAAAAAACAAUAUACAACAAAAGCUGAUGUGUAUUCAUAUGGAAUUGUUCUUUAUGAAAUUUGUUUUAGAAAAACUCCUUAUUAAAAAAUGAGUACUAUAGAUAUCAUGAAGACCGUAACAGAAGGAAAAAGACCUUAAUUUGAUUAAAUUCCUCAUGAAUGUCCUGAAGCUUUAAUUUAACUAAUGAAAGAUUGCUGGGAAUAAAAUCCUAAUAAUAGACCUGAUUUUCAAUAGAUUUUGGAAAGACUUAAUUAAAUGGAAAAAAUUUGA